Messenger RNA from Drosophila melanogaster (fruit fly), 3918 nucleotides. RefSeq names its product silnoon (gene Sln). The record is from RefSeq and is marked reviewed. Lineage: Eukaryota; Metazoa; Arthropoda; Insecta; Diptera; Drosophilidae. Gene Ontology annotation, biological process: transmembrane transport. The coding region runs from base 755 to 3322 and encodes 855 amino acids. The transcript is spliced from 6 exons. Gene Ontology annotation, molecular function: transmembrane transporter activity. Gene Ontology annotation, cellular component: membrane.
UUAGUCGUGAGCUUGAGCAGCAGCAGAACAGUCGCAUCCGCCAAAAAGGGCAACAAACGAAGAGUACUCACGAAAAAUAAAAAGGCUUUUGCAAAGGGUUUUCCCAAUCAGAGAAAGUGUUCAAUAGCUUCAGGCGUAUUUUUAACCAAUUUAACUCACUGGAAGGAUCCAAUUCGUUCGAUUGUGAUUGAGUAAGCUAAGAACAAAGGACUUCAGCUGGAAUCUCGCCCCAUAUCGAUUUGUUCCAAAAACUGCAUAUUCGCCAGCGAGUGAGUGAGAGAGUGCGCUUGUGCCGAAAACGGAUACGGAAGGGGGCGACAAGGAAGCGGAAGCGGAAACAGCUGCUGCAUAAACAAUAGUAACAGGGAAUACUGUGUGUCACAUCAACGCAUCAUGACGCCAGAGCAGCAAGGAUAUUGCCCCUAGGAAAACCCAUACAAGUUCCUCAAGGAAGCCCUCAAGAAAAAGCGAACGAAAAUCGCAAUCGAUUCGGAGAACAAACCAUCAAGACGAACCCGCAAAGGAUUCAGUGCCAAAGGAGCCGUUCCGGCAGAAGCAGCAGUAGCAAGAGAGUAUUUAUUUUGGGCCAACCGGUGAAGGCCCGCGAACGUCAGCUCUUCAGGACUUUAAGGACCCAAAGCAGAGGCAACCCAAUGCAUUUGGGUGCACAACAACAACGCCCCAAGCAACAACAACAACAGCGCGAGCAACAAGAGAAACAUCAAAGGCGUUUCACGUUCAGUAAAGGACGGCAAUGUCGUCCCUACAGCGUGACUGGCAUUUACAGGGUUCCCGGGGAUCGGUUUACUGCGCGAGUGAACCGGACCCAACUGGUGGAGUCCAGUACGAGUCGGGAGGGUGCCUUCUCCACACGAAGACGGCUGAGGGCUCCGGCGGAGGGGCGGGCGUGGACGGGUCCGGUGGCGGAGUCGGCCUCGAAUGCGGCUCCCUGUUCUCGGUGGUAUCAGCGCCGCCGGCUCCACUGCCCGACAUCGUUGUGCCCACCGAGAUGGAUGGCAAACACAUGGAGUCCGCCGCCUUCCGCUCCGGAUGCUGUUCACCCAACGCCUCGCCCAUGCGACGACCCGCCACCCUCAGCCUGGACACGCAAUGCUGCCCGAGGACCCUGCACGCCAGCCUGCUGGAGCAUCAGAUCUCCGAGCUGGAGGAGGACGACAAUGAGAACCUGCUGACCGUGUCCAGCAUCACGGCGCGACCGUUGAUUGCCAAAUCGCAUGAGCUUCGCAGCAGUCGGAAGUCGGGUUCAGGUUCCGGAUCUGGUUUGAAUACGGCCCGCAGCAGGUGCGUCCGCCGGGCCAAGGAGCGCGAGCGGGAUCGCGUGACCGUCGCCAGGCGUAGCAAGCAAGUGGUCAAGGAUCGGGACUCCUCAACGACCACAACGGAGAGCGGUGGUCCGAAUGUGGAGCCACCGGACGGCGGUUACGGUUGGUUCAUCGUCUUUGGGGCCUUCUCCGUGCAAUUCUGGGUGGCCGGACUGGUCAAGUCGUACGGCGUGCUGUAUGUGGAGAUUAUGGAGACAUUUCCCAGCUCUACGGCCACCGUGGCCUCCUGGAUUCCAGCGAUCCUGUCGGCUCUAUGUCUGGUCCUGGCCCCGCUGUCCAGUGCUCUUUGCCAGCGAUUCUCCUGCCGAACGGUGGUCUUCGUCGGCGGCAUUUUCUGCGCCAUGGGCAUGAUACUGAGCUACUUUGCCACCAGUCUGCUGCACCUCCUCCUAACAUUUGGCGUACUCACAGGUAUUGGAGGUGGCCUCUCGACUACUCCGGGCAUAGUGAUAGUGUCCCAAUACUUUGACAAGCACCGUGCAUUGGCCAAUGGAAUCUGCGUUUCGGGCACUGCCGCCGGCAGCUUCAUCCUACCCGUUCUGAUAAAGCACCUCGCGGAGAACUGUGGCUUCCACGGCACUAUUCUGAUCCUGGGCGGUUGCAUGCUUCACGUGUGCGUUUCGGCCACACUUUACCGCCCAAUCAGUGCUUACACGGAUCAGGACUCGGGCCAGGGACAGGAGGAGACGGCAAAGCCCCUCAACGAAGACAUCAAUCCGAGCACCACGGGCAUUCUGACUACAUCCACCUACCUAGACACCUGCGAUGUGGGUGCAGGCCACGAGCUGAGCGACAAGUUUAUCGAGCAUCUGUUCCUGGAGGAGUCCAAGAACCACCUGAACUACUAUGCCAGCAAGCAGCCAGCCCAGGACAAGUCAGCGCAGGAGAGUGACGACGAGGUAAAGGAUAUUAUUGGCGAGACCACUUUCAUCAAGCCCAUGAAGAAGGUGCGCAGUUCCGGAUUGCUGCACUCCGUCGAAGAUCUGAGCACGGACUCCACUUGGGUCUAUCGCAAGCACUCCGGCACGGACUCCAAUCGCGGAAGUCGUCGUCGGCGCAAUGUCUUUGCCAACGACGAGGUGAUAUCCAAGAUACAAGCCCACUUGGAGAAGCCUCUUUCGCCGCCGAGUGUGGUCAGUCGCGGACUCAGCAAGAGCAUGGAGAUACCCACUCCGGUUAGCAACCUCAGUGAUCUCAAGCAGCAGCCGGUGGAGCAGGCGGAGCUCGGCAUUCUAGACUCCCAGCUGGUGGAGUCCAUUAUCGAUGGCGACGGCCACCUUGCCGCCGAUGAGGAUGACGAUGACGACGAAGAGCGGGGACCACGCACUUGCUGCGAGCGCAUCGAGAUGUACCUGGACAUCAGUCUGCUGCAGGACCCGAGCUUUAUCCUGAUGUGCCUAUCCGUCACCUUGAUGUCCGUCGGCUGUCCCUACAUGUUGUACUAUCUGCCCGCCCACGUUAUUUCAAUAGGAUACAAUAAAAGUGAGGCGGGAUACCUGGUGGCCAUCAGCGCGGUCCUAGAUUUAAUUGGGCGCCUUGGACUUGGCUGGCUGUGCGACCUGCAGCUAUUCGAUCGCAAGAAGACCUACACCUUGUGCAUUUUGGGCGCCGGAUGUGCCGUGCUCACAAUUCCCUUCGCCAAGACUCUGGUUUUGGUGGGUCUAUCGGCCGCUGUCUACGGACUUUGCCUGGGUAGCUGGUAUGUACUUAUGCCGGUCCUCCUUGCGGACGUCUUUGGCACGGACAGGAUCAGCUCGAGCUACGGGCUGGUGAGGAUGUUCCAGAGCAUCGGGGCCAUAUCGGUGCCUCCGCUGGCAGGACUGAUGCGAGACCUUUCCGGAGACUACGAGAUAUGCUUCUACUGCAUGGGAUCCUGCAUGGUGCUCGGGACCACUCCGCUGAUUGUGUGGUCCAUCCUGGAGGCCCGCAACCAUCGGUUGUUUGUUCAGCGCGAGGAGGAGGAGUGCGAGGAGGCCUAGAAAUGAUUCGGAUUCGUUGGUUGCCCCAUAUGUUAAUAGUGUUUUAGUAGCGAUCAAAUACUAGUUGAGUUCCUGAGUUUCAGAGUUCGAAUGCCUCACCGAUAUUGCUGAUUCUACCAGUUACUAUUACUACUAUCCGUACGUUCUCAUCCGUAUCUUUGUAUCUUAAUCAAUCCCCAUGCCCACCCGCACCCAAUCGCUUGUUAUCCUUCCGUUGAGCAACAGCAAAAGGAUGUGUAAGAUGAUGAUAUUCAAACGAAGAAACCAAACAACCUAAACAACCAACAACUGAGCACCAAAUGUUGCGCAAAAAGAACUGAGUUUAAAAGACAUGAACUACAAAUACCCGUAUAUAACUUUAUAAUAUGAUAACUACGAUCAAUGCCCGACUAGAUGGUUAUAUAGGCCGACUAUAGUUGUAGGUUCGCACAUCCAUAUCGGAAAGGACUAAACUUUGUGCAGGAAAAAUUAAGUGGCUUUAGACAGAAGGGAGGCUUGAAUGGAGAACAUCACAUUACAUUACCCUAGAAUUAAAAUAGUUGUUGUGAGACAUUUACCCAUAAAGACAAUUACCAAAUAAACACGAAAUCAAAAGG